ACCCUGUGAUCUGUCACUUUUAUAUACACACAGGGGAGGGGACCGUUUCCAUAGAGAGGGAAUAUCACAGCCCACUUAGGAGCAAUACCGGAGAAGCAGGAGCCGAGACCCCGGAGCAGCCAGAAGUUCAGGGGGAUGUACAAGGGGCCGUCCUCCUGGCCCUGAAGCUGCGCCGGCCUCCCUGAGCGUUUCCCUGCAGAGGGAAGUCCACUCUCAGGGAGAGAUGCCGAGGCCGGUCCACUUCCUGCUGCUCCUGCUGCUGCUCCUGGGGGGCCCCAGGACAGGCCUCCUGCACAAGUUCUACAAAGCCAAGCCCAUCUUCAGCUGCCUCAACGCCGCCCUGUCUGAGGCUGAGAAGGGCCAGGGGGAGGAUACGUCCCUGCUGAGCAAGAGGAGCUUCCACCACCCGCCCGGCGGAGACGCCUCCUCGGGAGAGAAGGACGAGGGCAAAGAGAAAAGGACUUUCCCCGUCUCUGGGGCCAGGGGUGGAGCUGGAGGCACCCGGUACAAAUACGUGUCCCAAGCACAGCCCAGGGGAAAGCCACGCCAGGACACAGCCAAGAGUCCCCAGCGCACCAAGUUCACCCUGUCCCUCGACGUCCCCACCAACAUCAUGAACCUGCUCUUCAACAUCGCCAAGGCCAAGAACCUGCGCGCCCAGGCGGCCGCCAACGCCCAUCUGAUGGCGCAGAUUGGGAGGAAGAAGUAGAGGCAGAGACCGGACUGGAGAGCAGCCCUGCAGGACAGAGGGCGAGAUCCUGGCUCUCUCCUCCUCUGUCUGUACCCACGGAAGUGCGCUAUUGUCCAACCUUCCCAGACACAAGGCGGCUCAUGUUCCUCCCUGUAUGCAGCGUCUCCUUCCUCCCUCCCUACAGCAAGAGGCAAAGUUCAUGCAUUCCUCCUCUCCAGUCUUCUCCCUGUUGACCCCAUGCCUGAGAAGAGAGCGUUCAGGGCUCCUCUCCCACACAUCAACCCCUGCCAGGGCAGAAAGAGGAGCCACAAGACUCGCCUUCCUGCCACCGAAUCCUUCCCUACCUCCUCACCCCAUUAAACCAAUGGCUUCUUCAACUCCUGA
Molecule: messenger RNA, 1075 nt
Organism: Cercocebus atys (sooty mangabey)
Lineage: Eukaryota; Metazoa; Chordata; Mammalia; Primates; Cercopithecidae
Gene: UCN3
Product: urocortin 3
Exons: 3
Coding region: 224-709 (161 amino acids)
Biological process (GO): hormone-mediated signaling pathway; adenylate cyclase-activating G protein-coupled receptor signaling pathway; cellular response to nutrient levels
Cellular component (GO): extracellular region
Molecular function (GO): corticotropin-releasing hormone receptor 2 binding; hormone activity
Source: RefSeq, a predicted model, not a curated record